AUGUCUUCCUUCGCCCGUCCUGUCGCAAGUGAACUUGCGUCAGUCGACUUUUCCGUUUACACAUCCGAAGAUAUAAAAAAAAUAUCGGUCAAGCGCAUCUUCAAUACACCGUCUUUGGACUCUCUUCACAACCCUAUCCCUCAUUCUCUUUACGAUCCGGCUUUGGGAGCUUGGGGAGACCAUAUCUGCACUACUUGCCGUGCGAGUUCUUGGUCGUGCCCAGGUCAUCCUGGUCACAUAGAGCUUCCCGUCCCCGUUUGGAAUGUGACCUUCUUCGAUCAGGUGUAUCGCUUACUUCGAGCAAAGUGCGAUUACUGCCACCGCUUCCGAAUUUCUCGGAUUGAGAUUCAUACCUACAUCUGCAAAUUACGACUUCUUCAAUAUGGCUUGGUCGACCAGACAGCCGAGAUUGAUUUGAUAGGCGAGGAUCCACAGGAUGUCGCUGUUGACGCGGACGAGAAAGGGAACAUUGAUCCUCAGACAAAAAUGGAGCUACGAAACAAGUUCGUCAAGAGGUGCAUUCGCGAGGCCCAGAAGCAAGGUGACAAUGACGCUUUUUUUGGAGGAGCAAAGAAUCCAGUUGCGGCUGAGCAACGAAGGGAAUUGAUAAAGGAAUUCUUCAGGGAGGUUGCCAAGAAUCCCCAGAAAUCUUGCAGUAAUUGUCAUUAUGUUUCGCCAGGUUACCGAAAAGACCGCUACGCCAAGAUCUUUCGCAAAGCCUCGACUCCCAAGGCCCUCGUCGCAAAUCAAAUGGCCGGAAUGACAGCUCCCAAUCCUGUUAUUGUCCUUCAAGAGGAUAAGAAACUUCUCAAUAAAUACAAAGAGCAAGAGAAACAGAAUGGCACCACUGUUGGGGAUGUUACCGAACUUCACGGAGCCGAAGAGGAAGUCGUCCGAGCAAACGCGGCGAUUGACCAAGGCUCACUAGCUGGUGAAAAAAUAGGCGGACAGCAGUUUGUUUCAGCACCCGAAGUCCAUGCCGCUAUGUGCUUGCUGUUUGAAAAAGAGCGGGAGAUUUUGAACUUGGUUUAUAGCUCACGACUUGGCUUCAAGAUUAACCCAGACAUGAUGUUUGUGAGAAACAUUCUUGUUCCACCUAACCGUUUUCGUCCGCCUGCACAGCAAGGAGGUCAAAUCAUGGAGGCUCAGCAAAACACACCGUUCACCCAAAUUUUGAAGACGUGCGAUUUGAUAAACAUGAUCAGCCACUCACGGCAAACUGCGGAAACCGAUGGUGCUAGGAUGCGAGAAUAUCGUGAUCUGCUUCAGGCGAUCGUUACUCUUCAGGAGCAAGUCAAUUCCCUGAUUGAUAGUGAUCGUGGCCCUGGCGGAAUGGCUGCGGCGCGUGCGGCCAACGGUAUCAAACAGCUAUUGGAAAAGAAAGAAGGUCUUUUCAGAAAGAACAUGAUGGGAAAGCGUGUCAAUUACGCUGCCCGAAGUGUCAUUUCUCCUGAUCCCAGUCUUGAGACCCACGAAGUCGGUGUUCCCAUGGUUUUUGCUAAGAAGCUGACUUUCCCUGAACCCGUCACGUCCUUCAAUUUUCAUGAAUUGAGAGAGGCUGUCAUUAACGGACCAGACAAGUACCCUGGAGCUUCGGCGAUAGAGAACGAGUCCGGUCAGGUCGUGAACCUCAAGUUCAAGAAUCUUGAAGAGCGUACUGCACUUGCUAAUCAGUUACUUGCUCCGUCGCACGCAAAGAUGAAGGGUAAUCGCAACAAAAAGGUCUACCGACAUUUGACUACUGGCGACUAUGUCGUGAUGAAUCGUCAACCUACCCUUCACAAACCUUCCAUGAUGGGACAUCGUGCGCGAGUUUUGCCAAACGAGAGAGUUCUCCGGUUACCAUACCCAAACACAAAUUCGUACAAUGCCGAUUACGAUGGGGACGAGAUGAACAUGCACUUCCCGCAAAACACACUAGCUCGAUCUGAGCUCUUGAUGAUCGCAGAUGCUGACCGUCAAUACAUUUCUUCGACCGAUGGAAAGCCUCUUCGAGGUUUGAUUCAAGAUCAUAUUACAGUAUCCACCUUCUUGACGAGUCGAGACACGUUUUUUGACGAGGAGGAAUAUCACCAACUUUUGUAUAGUUGUUUACGACCGGAAAAUGCCAACACUGUCACCGAUCGAAUUCAGCUCAUGGAACCUGCCUUUAUUCGCCCUCGUCGUCUUUGGACUGGAAAGCAAGUCAUCUCAACAGUUUUGAAGAAUAUUAUGCCUCCCAACAGAAGAGGUCUCAACCUCCAAGGAAAGUCAUCUACUCCCGGAGAUAGAUGGGGCAAAGGAAAUGAAGAAGAUAAAGUCAUCUUCAAGGAUGGCGAGCUUCUUUGUGGUGUUCUUGAUAAGAAGCAGAUUGGUGCCUCAGGUGGCGGUUUUAUCGACGCUAUUCAUGAAAUCUACGGCAACACGGUUGCAGGUAGCUUGUUGAGUAUUCUCGGACGACUUUUAACCCGCUACUUGAAUAUGCGAGCCUUCAGUUGCGGUAUCGAGGAUCUUCGACUAACGCCGGAAGGAGAUCAGAAACGUGUUGAGAUUCUCAAGAAAGCCAGUGAACUUGGUAAAAGCGUUUCGUUGAAAUACGUCACACUUGACCAGAACCCGGUUGCUGACCAGGAUGCCGAACUGAAGCGUCGUCUUGAAGACGUCUUGCGUGAUGAUCAGAAGCAGUCGGGCUUGGAUAGUGUUUACAACUCUCAAACGAGCCAGCUUACCUCGGAAAUCACAGCUGGAUGUCUUCCACACGGUCUUAUCAAACAAUUCCCCUGGAAUCAGAUGCAGCUGAUGACUACGACUGGUGCCAAAGGUUCGAGCGUCAACGCCAAUUUGAUUUCAUGCAAUCUCGGACAGCAAGUUUUGGAAGGACGUCGUGUUCCGGUCAUGGUCAGCGGAAAAACGCUACCAUCUUAUCGAGCCUUUGAGACCCACCCCCAAGCUGGUGGGUAUGUAUGUGGUCGUUUCUUGACUGGUAUCAAACCCCAAGAGUACUUUUUCCACACCAUGGCUGGUCGUGAGGGUCUUAUUGAUACUGCCGUCAAGACCGCGAAGUCAGGGUACUUGCAGCGUUGUAUGAUCAAGGGUAUGGAAGCCGUGAAGGUUGAGUACGAUUCUUCUGUGCGAGAUACCGCCAAUGGAGGAGCCGUGAUCCAAUUCAUCUAUGGUGAAGACGGUCUGGACGUCGGAAAGCAGGUUCACUUACAGAAUUUCAGCUUCUUGGCGCAAAACUACGUCUCGACAAUGGCACAACUGAACAUGGGCUCGGACUUCCGCAUGCUCGAAAAGCCGGAAGUCACAGACUGGCACAAGGACGCUAUGAAGCAAGUCAAGAGGACUGGCAGGAUAGAUGCAAAAGACCCGGCUCUGUCCAGAUUCCAGCCUGGUGGACAUUUUGGAAGUGUUUCCGAGGCUUUCUCCCAGGCUUUGAAGAAGUACGAGGACAGCAACCCGGACAAACUUCUCAAGGACAAAAAAGCAGGCAUUGCUGGCUCACUCAGCAAGAAAGCGUUUGAAAGUGUUAUGCACAUGAAGUACUUGAACAGUGUUAUCGAUCCUGGUGAUGCAGUCGGUAUUGUUGCUGGCCAGUCUAUUGGAUCGCAAACCACUCAAAUGACACUUAACACGUUCCAUUUGGCAGGUCACAGUGCCAAAAACGUGACACUUGGUGUUCCUCGACUUCGAGAAAUUGUGAUGACAGCUAGUAAGAAGCCGAUGACUCCCACAAUGACUGUAGAAGUCAUUGAAGAAUUGAGUGAGGAGAAGGGACAGUCCUUUGCGAAGGGAAUCAGCAGACUCAGUAUAGCAGAGGUUAUUGAUACUCUGCAGGUGAGAGAGAGUAUCACUGAUAUCAAAGGGAAGAAAUUCAAGAUCUAUGAUAUUAAUAUCAAGUUCUUCGACGCUAAGGAAUACGAGGAAGAGUACGCUAUCAAGAAGCGUGAUCUUGUAAGAGCACUUCAGGAUGAUUUCCUUCCUAUUUUCAUGAAAAAGAUCGGAACCGAGGUCGACAGGCGUCAAGCGGAGCAAAAUCUCUCGGCAUUUUCAGCAGCUCAGCCUGAAAUUGGUGUCUCUAUCGGUACAACCGAGCGUUUUGAAGGUGCCGUUCGAGAAACACAGGCAGGGGGUGCGGGCAAUGACGACGACGACGACGAGGAUAAUGAGGACGAUGAAGAAGACGCAAAGCGUGCAUCAAGCAAAGCAAACCGUGAUAACCAGGUCAGCUACGAAGCGCCAGACGAGGACGAGGAUAUGAUCAGAAAAGAACAAGACGAAUCCGACAAUGAAGAUGACGACGAGGACAAUGAAAAUAAACAGGGACAAACAACCGACGAUUCAUCUGAAUCUUCUGACUCAUCUGACGAGGAAGAAAUGACAGAAGAAGCUAAACUCGAUCGUACUGAUGCAGCAGAGCGUACGAAGGAGAUAUUGGGCAAAUACCCCCAAAUUGCCUCCUUCAAAUUCAACGCUCUGGAAGGUAACUCAUGCUUCAUUCGUUUGCACUACGAUAUCAGUACACCUAAGCUCCUGGUUCUUCCUCUUGCCGAAGACUCUGCUCGUCGUGCUGUCAUCCAAGCCGUCCAGGAUAUCGGUGCAUGCCUUUACACGCCGGCCGAUCCAGAGAAGAAGGAGCCCGCCAAGAUUGACAUUCAAGGCGUCAACCUCAUGGCCAUGCGCGAUUACCAGGAAUACAUCAACCCGCAUACCAUCCGCACAAAUUCGAUUCACGACACGCUCAUCUACUACGGUGUCGAAGCAGCGCGCUCCACCAUCAUUCGCGAAAUGUCAGACGUUUUCACUGGUCACAGCAUCACCGUCGACAACCGCCAUCUGAAUUUGAUUGGCGACGUGAUGACGCACAGCGGUGGCUUCAAGUCCUACAGCCGUAACGGUCUCAUCCGGGAAAGCAAUUCACCCUUUUCAAAGAGUUCUUUCGAGACUAGUAUUGGCUUCAUGCGAGACGCUGUUCUGGAGCGUGACUUCGACGAUUUGAAGAGUCCUAGUAGUCGUAUCGUUGUCGGGCGCCUUGGUAAUGUCGGUACUGGCGCGUUCGAUAUCUUGGCUCCUGUGGCUUAA
Messenger RNA from Talaromyces amestolkiae, 5061 nucleotides. RefSeq lists its product as uncharacterized. Gene Ontology annotation, cellular component: RNA polymerase I complex. The coding region runs from base 1 to 5061 and encodes 1686 amino acids. Gene Ontology annotation, molecular function: DNA binding; DNA-directed RNA polymerase activity. The transcript is spliced from 5 exons. The record is from RefSeq and is a predicted model, not a curated record. Lineage: Eukaryota; Fungi; Ascomycota; Eurotiomycetes; Eurotiales; Trichocomaceae. Gene Ontology annotation, biological process: DNA-templated transcription.